Messenger RNA from Arabis nemorensis, 2343 nucleotides. NCBI's taxonomy places the organism in Eukaryota, Viridiplantae, Streptophyta, Magnoliopsida, Brassicales, Brassicaceae. The record is from the annotation of a GenBank genome assembly.
AUGGAGAGAUCCGAUUCCAGAGAUUUGUACAACUUUGUUCGCUCUUCCUCAGAUACAAAUAGUAAACUCUUUGAUGCAUCUCAGUACGAGUUUUUUGGUCAAAAUCUGGACGAAAUGUCAUUGGGAGGUAUCGAUGAUGACGAAGUGAUCGCUCCUGUUCUUGGACAUGCUGAUGAUGAUGAGUAUCACUUGUUUGAUAAAGGAGAGGGUGGAGGUUUAGGAGCACUAUCCGACAUGGAUGAUCUUGCUACAACUUUUGCAAAGUUAAACAGAGUUGUUACCGGACCCAAACACCCUGGAGUUAUUGGUGACAGAGGAUCAGGAUCCUUCUCAAGAGAGAGUUCUUCUGCUACCGACUGGACACACGAUGCAGAGCUCACAAGCUGGUUGGAUGAACAAGAUCAAGAUAAGAGAUGGUCCUCCCAGCCGCAAUCAUCUGUUCAUUCAAAACCUUUGUACAGGACAUCCUCUUAUCCUCAGCAGCAACCACAGCUGCAGCACUACAAUAGUGAACCGAUAAUUUUACCAGAAUCAACUUUUACAUCCUUUCCCCCGCCUGGUAGCAGAUCUCCGCAGGCUUCACCCGGAAAUCUCCAUCGCACUCCUUCUCUUCCUGGUGGUACUCAGUUGAACUUUUCAGCACCUCCCCCUCUGUCAAGUUCUAGUUAUCAUCUCUCAGGAUUGGCCCACGGGCCCCACUAUGGUGGUAAUUUGGCUAGAUAUGCUUCGUGUGGUCCUACGAUUGGUAACAUGGUGCAACCUCAUUGGGUCACUGAUCCUGGUCUUCUGCACGGAGAUCAUAGUGGUUUAUUACAUAAUCUGGUGCAACAAAAGCAUCAACAAUUGCCUCCUCGAAAUGGUCUUAUGUCGCAACAUUUGAUCGCCCUUCAGCAGAGACAAUCGUAUGCUCAACUUGCGGCGCUACAGUCCCAACUGUAUAGUUCCUAUCCUUCGCCAUCACGUAAAGUACCUUUUGGGGUUGGUGAAGUUAGAGAACACAAACAUAGGUCAUCUCAUAGAAGUCGAAAGAACAGAGGCAUCUCCCAACAAGCAUCAGACGCAGCUAGUCAGAAAAGUGAAAGUGGAUUGCAGUUUAGAUCAAAAUACAUGACUUCAGAAGAAAUAGAGAGUAUACUCAAGAUGCAGCAUUCCAAUUCACACAGCAAUGAUACCUAUGUCAAUGAUUAUUACCACCAAGCUCAGCUCGCCAAGAAGUCUGCCGGAUCUAGAACAGUCUCUCACUUCUAUCCUUCUCAGUUGAAGGACCACCAGCCUCGGUCUCGUAAUAGUUCUGAACAGCAUCCACAAGUUCAUGUAGAUGCUCUUGGAAAGAUUACACUGCCUUCUAUUCGCAGGCCACGUGCCUUGCUCGAGGUUGAGUCUUCUCCUGGUUCUAACGAUGGAAGCGCGGAUCGUAAGGGCUCAGGAAAACAUUUAGAGCAGGAACCUCUUGUUGCAGCUAGGGUCACGAUUGAAGAUGCUCUUGGAGUUCUUAUUGACGUAGUUGACAUUGACAGGACUCUCCAAUCCACUAGGCCCCAGGACGGAGGUGCUCAGAUCAAGAGAAAGCGGCAGAUCCUGCUUGAAGGAUUAGCAACAGCACUUCAACUUGCUGACCCGUUCAGCAAAACUGGUCAGAAAUCCGGGAUGACUGCUAAGGAUGAUGUUGUCUUUCUACGUAUAGCGACUCUUCCCAAGGGUCGGAAAAUGCUUACAAAUUAUAUACAACUUCUAGUUCCAGGUACUGAGAUUGCUCGAGUUGUCUGUAUGGCUAUAUUUCGCCACUUGAGAUUUCUAUUUGGCGGUCUGCCUUCAGAUACUCUAGCAGCAGAGACGAUUGCUAAUCUUGCCAAAGCAGUCACGGUCUGUGUUCAAGCCAUGGACCUCCGAGCACUGAGUGCUUGCCUUGCAGCGGUAGUUUGUUCUUCAGAGCAGCCACCUCUGCGUCCUAUUGGAAGUUCUGCUGGGGACGGUGCUUCAGUUGUCUUGAUAUCUCUUCUUGAGAGAGCUGCUGAAGUAGUGGUGGUUUCUCGAGCCAACCUUGGGAAUUCUAAUGAUGGUCUGUGGAGAGCCUCGUUUGAUGAAUUCUUCAACCUUCUUACCAAAUACUGCAGGAGCAAGUAUGAGACGAUCCGCAGUCAGAAUCAAGGGAGUGCAGCAGAUGUUUUGGAGCUGGCAAUAAAGAGGGAAAUGCCCGCUGAGCUUCUACGUGCGAGUCUGCGUCACACCAAUGACGACCAGAGGAACUAUUUAUUAAACUUUGGUCGUAAACCGUCGGCUAUUAGUGAGUCGGCAUCUCAUGCAAGGGGUGGUCAGAUCAACUCUGAAUCUGUGAGGGGUUAA